AUGCAAAUCCUCGAGGGAUCGAUCGCGGCGCUGGAAUUAGCGGUGCUUGCAGCGACGGGCCUUCCCUUCCCGGGGCUGAGCGUCGUUCUCGAUAGCGCGCUGAGAAUUGCGAAGAAAGCCAAGGAGAUAGAAGAAACCCGAGAUGACUGCCGAGCCCUCGCCGAACGCGCCGCAAGCCGUAUGAUGGCAAUAUACCAGCAGCUCAAGAACGUAAACGGCGAAACGGCGGCGAAAGAGCAUGUCACCAUGUUUCUGGGCAACCUACUAGAUAUUGAGAGUCUUAUGGCCCGCCGCCUGCGAAUUGGAAAGCGAGAGCGCAUCCUGCUUGCCCUCAAGUGCGGGAAAAUCGCGAAGGAGGUCAAGACGCUAACCGCGAAGCUCGAAGAGUCCUAUCGCAAUUUUAUGAUCCAGUCUGCACUCUCAAUCGACCAAAGCAUGAACACGCUGAUGAGCGGAAACAUCCGCAUCAUGCAGCACAUCGACGACUCAGCACGUGUCGGAGACGCUGUACUAGGAGAGACCAGGGUCAUCCGCACCGACAUCUCGGACCUUGCACAUCGUGUGGGGGGGAAUGUGACGUUCGACGGAGAUUUCCGCAUCUUCGCCCGUGAAAACAUCGCCUUACUGGAGCCCAUCGUCGACUUGCACAAGCCAUGGGACACCACGAUUACACAGCGCAGAGACGAAAAUACGCUCGUUCAGGCGAGUCCUCGGCCACGGACCGGACGUGUAUCCCGCUACCGUGGUGUCGUAGAGGCCGCGGGUGACCUGACCGGAAUGAAGGUGGUGGUGCACGUGUAUCCUGAUCAAGACGAACAGCAGUUUGUAGAGACCCUCAAACUCGCCCGGCGAACCUUCCACCCCAGUAUUCUAAGUGUCAUGGGAUACUCCCGUCGGGGAAGUCUAGGCCAGGCCGCGUACAUUGUGACGGAAGGUAUGGCGACAUAUCCAUAUCACUCACAACGGCCAAUAUUCAAUGUCUGUCUCCGCGGCUGA
Molecule: messenger RNA, 996 nt
Organism: Trametes versicolor FP-101664 SS1
Lineage: Eukaryota; Fungi; Basidiomycota; Agaricomycetes; Polyporales; Polyporaceae
Exons: 6
Coding region: 1-996 (331 amino acids)
Source: RefSeq, a predicted model, not a curated record